Plasmodium malariae is the source of this 4524-nucleotide messenger RNA. RefSeq names its product large ribosomal subunit nuclear export factor, putative. Bases 1 to 4524 code for a protein of 1507 amino acids. The record is from RefSeq and is a predicted model, not a curated record. The transcript has a single exon. NCBI's taxonomy places the organism in Eukaryota, Apicomplexa, Aconoidasida, Haemosporida, Plasmodiidae.
AUGAAUAAACAUUUAAAUGUUAACAAAAAAAAAAAAAACAGAAAAUACAAAGAGAAGAAUGUGAAAGGUUACGAUUUCAAGAAAAGGGGCAAUAGCUUCAAAAAUAAAAAGGCAAAAUUAAAGAAGGGAAAUUUCGGUAUAAAUUAUAACUGGAAGAGUAAAAUUAAGAACACAUAUGUGAAGGGAGAAAAGAAAAGUAGUAGUAAAAGAUUUAACAAUUUUGUGCUUAACAACAAUGAAAAUCAUAGAAGAUUAUUUACCGAUGAGAUUGAGCAUAUGCUGAAUAAUGUUGUAGAAAAUAAAAUACAUUUAAAGAAAAUAGAUGAAAAUUUUAUAGUACAUUUAAAAAGAAUUUACGAUUUGAGCGACACAUGGUUUUUCUUAAAAAAAGGUUUGGAACAUAUUGUUUCAAAAUAUGUUUUAAAAAAAAAGAAAAAAAAUUUGCAAUACGAUAACAUAAAUUUGUAUGUAAAAAAAUUGUAUAAUAGCAAACGGAAUAAGAGCAAUCUAGAUAAUGAAAAUUUAAAAGAGGAUGAAGAAAUAAAGCUGCAAUAUGAAAAAGAGGAGGAUCAUAACACAAAUACAUCUUUUCAACAAAAGCUCCUUUUUGUUGACAUAGAGGAAAAAAUGUUUGAUUUUGAUGAGGAAAAAGACGAAAAUGUGUUAAAUGAGAAAAUUUGGAAAAGUAAAAUAAAACUUUUGUUAAAACGACGAAUUUCAUCGUCAAGAGGAGAAAAAAUAAAUGGAAGUGUAAACAUAAACGAUUCCAAUGAAAACUCCAGUGCAAUUGAAUGCAGUAGCAUACCUAUGUAUCUGAGGCAACUGUACGCUGUAAGAAGCGAAGUGAGGAAUGUCAAUAAUUCUUACGGUAGCAGUAAUGAUAGAAGCAACAGUAGAAGCAACAAUAGCAGACACAACAGCAGCUACUGUAGAAACAGUAAUAGUUAUAGCACCUUCAGGAACAACAAUGUGAAUAUAAAACUACUGCUUAGAAGGAAAGUAGACAUGAGCGAUGUGUACAAUUUAGUGUAUGAUAUCGGUCUGAGCAUUAUUUAUGAUAACUACAGAAUUUUUUUAGAAAAGCACGCGGAGGAUGAAGAAAAAAUUCAUUUAGAAAUAAUCUAUAACAAAAAUAACAUUUUUAGCGAUAGAAUUAAUAAUAUGGUCAUAUUAGUGAAAAAUAACCCAUUAAUAUAUAUUGUAUAUGUAAAAAUUUUAAUUGAUUUUUAUAAUAAUAGGGAAGACAUAUUUAUAAAAAAGUCCAUCCUCGAAUGUUUGAAACAUAUAUUUAUGUUUGUUUUACCAAAUGAUAAUUUACAUAAUUUUGAGCAGAACAACAAGAGUAUUAUGAACUACAUUUUAAAUAUAUUGUUCAGCAGAUUUAAUUUUAAGGAAUAUAAUUUUUCUUCGUUUUAUUUUUUUUUUAAUGCUUUAAUAUAUUUGUACUCUUUCGAAAAUUUUAUCAAGAAAUUAUAUUUGCAGUAUAUUUUUAUGUUAAAAAAUGCCAUGUAUAGCUUGAUACCUAGUGUAUUUUAUUUAUCAGCUAAUAUUAUAAAUGAAUUUUGUUUAAAAAAGAAAGAAAAGAAAUUUGCAAAAUUAAAUAUCAUAUUAGAAGGUUAUAUAAUGCUUAAUAAGGGAAAUCCAUUGCUAUUAAAUUUUUUAAAACAUUUAAUAACUAUAGAAAAUGUUAGAAGUUAUAUUGCUUUUUAUUUUUUUAAUAAAAUAUUAUCGAAUUUGAGAUUUUGUGUUGAUCAUAUUGUUCAAUGGUUGAAGAGCAGAAAUAAGAGAAAAAAUAUAAUAAAUGAAAAAUUAAAAAGUGAUAUUUUAAGUAUUACCAGAUGUUUAUACGUUUUAUAUAAAAUAAAUACGAAUUCACUUAAUGACAUUACGGAAAAUAUUAUAUACUUUUCAACAUACCUUUUUGAAAUAUUUUCAAAAAAUGUAUAUGAGUUAUUUGAAAAAAAAAAUAUAUUAUUGAGUGAAUGGAGCACACAAAAAAUGAGUUAUAUAAUAUGUAAGAGCACUGAUACGGGGUAUUUUGAAGACGUAAAAAAUUACAACAUAUCUGACCAUAGCUUAGGAGCUCAUGAUUUGACGUAUGAUGAAACAGAGGAGAUGCCUGAGAAGAACGGUAUUCCAUUUAAUGGAACAGAUAGUAGAAAUACACAUAUUAACGAAUUUACAAAUCAUAAAGAAAAAGUUAAGUUGUGUAUGAAGGAUGAUUUGCUUAGCAAUACUAGAAAUAACAAUAGUAAUAGAAACUACAAUAAUAGUAAUUACAAAAAUGGUAGUAAUAAUGAUGAUGAUGCGAAUCGUUCGUGUGAUCGUAGCAGUGCUGCGCUUUCACGCAAUAUUAGUUUUUCACCACAUGAGAAUGGCAAAAGAGUAAAUAUAAAUAAUGAGGAAUAUAACAGUGUUUGUAAUUCGAGUGGUAAUUAUAAAUGCAUAAAGGAGGCGAAGCUGAAUAGCAACCGUGCUUCUAAUCACAGAAGCGAAGAAUUUGGGUCCCGGAAGAAUGAGAAAAAUAUGAAUAGUACAAAUGACGAAUGGAGUAAUAAUAUGAAAAUAAAAGAUCAUAACGAAACUGUGAGAGAUGCAAACAACGUGACCAUGAAGAAGGAAGAAAAGAAAAAAAAGAAGAGCGAAAAUCAAAAAAAGAAAAAAAAAUUAGAAGAAAAUAUUUUUACCAAGUACUGUUUAUAUGGUUACUUAAGUAAAAAAGUUCUUAAGCUGUUAUCCAGUAUAUUGGUUAAAAACAUUUAUUUCAUAAUUUAUAACAACUGUAUAAUGUUAAAAAGUCGUAAUAAUAGUAGUUUUAGCAGUAGAGGAAGGAGCUUAAACGAAUCAGCAGAAAAUCAGUACUUGAAUAGUUUAAAUUUCUUGUCCUUACUGAAAAUUAUAAAGAAUGUGGAAUCGUAUAAAAUUAAAAUAAAUUUUCUAGUUAUUAUGUUUCUUUUGUUAUAUUCCUCACAACAAAUAGAUGACAAUGUAUACUGUUUUUAUUAUAGUAUAUUAAGAAAUCUAAAUUAUUAUGAGAGUGAACAUACGUACAGUUUUUAUAGCUUACUAACGGUAUUAAUUUUAACAGAUAAUAAUUUAAUGAGGAAUGUUAGUUUUAUAAAAAGAAUAUUUCAACAUAGUAUUCAUUCUAAAGAAUCCAGUGCUCAUUUAUUUUCAUUAAUAAUGAUAAGAUAUAUAAUUUUUAAAAAAAACUUAUUAAUGAAAUAUUUAUAUAAUGAUGAAAAUAAAUUAUAUGAACAAAAUAUGGAUUAUGUGAAAAAUACUUAUAUAAUAAAAUUUAAUAAGUAUCAUAAAGGGGAAGAUACAAAAAUUAAUGAUCGAUUAUUUGCUUAUAAUAAAUCAUUAAAUAAUCCACUAGAUGCUAACUCUAUACUAACUCAUUUAUAUGAAUUUUACAAUUAUUCAACAUUGUUAAAUGAUAAUUUUAAGCAUGUCUUAUUCGAAUUUAGAAAUAUAUCAGUCUUUAACAACGAAGCGUAUGAAACAAAAAAAUACCAUUUGAUUAAAAGUAGUUCCAUUAAUAGGUAUGGUGAUAAGAUAGCAUAUGAUCCAAAUGGAAGGAAAAGUCGUGAAAACGCGUCAAUCGUAAAUGGUAAAUUAGGAAAAGAGUGUGUACUUAGCUCCAAGGGAUAUAAAAACAAUGCCGUAAAUGGCCAUAUUAUUGGCGAAGAUGACGAUAUUAUAAUUAAUAUAGGCAGGAGGAACUAUGGUUCGAAUAAAGAAGAUCGAGCGAGUGGCAAAAAGGACGACGUGAGAAAUAAUGAUGGUGUACCUGGUUAUCUAUGUCCAAGCAAAGGUGAAGGGAUUGAUCAUUUGCAAGAAAAUGUGCAAGGUAAUUUGCAAGUCAAUUCGCAUGGGCAGUCGGAUAAGCAGUCGCAUCACAAUUUGGGUAAGUAUUCUCAUAAUUACUCCUACACAACCAGUACAGUUAUUAACAUAAUGGAAAAAUUAUCGCAAAAAUAUAAAAAUGCAAAGAUUCAAACGAAUGUACUUAAUAUUUUUAAUAAUUUUAUCCAUGACUCUUGCAUCAAUGGAAAGAGAGAUGAAACAAAGGAAAUAAAUAAGGUCAAGUCAAAAUUAAUGGAUAAUAUGUAUCAGAAAUAUUUUUAUGAUAUUCUAUAUUCUUAUAAUAACAAUAGUUUUAAGAAAUUUAAAGAUAAGUAUGAAGUUAAAAAGAAACAAGGAGAUGAUGGUGAUGCUUCAGCGUCAUCUAUUGAUGAGGAACAGGAAGAAGAUGAAUUUUUAGACGAUUUUAUAACUAAAAAUUUUGACAUAGAUAAAAACCUAGAUGACGAUGUAUUGUAUCAUAAUAAGCUAUAUAAAAGCAAAAAGAAAAAAAGAAAAAACGAUGAACAAAACAAUUUUUCGAAAGAUGAAAAAAACGUUAAACACUUUUCCAAAAAGAAAAAAGUUAAAGAAGGGAACGAACGCACAGAUGAUAUACUAGAAUUUUCGGAUUUUGCUAAACUAAAAAAAAAGAAAAAAAAAAAAAGAGAUAAAUAG